Nerophis ophidion (straightnose pipefish) is the source of this 2230-nucleotide messenger RNA. It is a transcript of the gene s100u, whose product is annotated as S100 calcium binding protein U. The transcript is spliced from 3 exons. Gene Ontology annotation, molecular function: calcium ion binding; transition metal ion binding. The record is from RefSeq and is a predicted model, not a curated record. Bases 314 to 928 code for a protein of 204 amino acids. Lineage: Eukaryota; Metazoa; Chordata; Actinopteri; Syngnathiformes; Syngnathidae. Gene Ontology annotation, cellular component: perinuclear region of cytoplasm.
ACUUUUCCAAGCUAUCCUGAUCAUUUUUCGUCUUCACUCGGAAAGUUGCAGCAAUCCAAAGUGUCUCUAAAGUCUUCCUCUAGUCUCUCCCCCCUCCUCUACGUCCCUCUUCCAGGUACACGCCCUUUGACUUGUCAGUGGGGAAAAAAAAAAAAGUUUUAAGGAAAGCAAAAAUCACGGAAGAAGACUUUGCAGUCCUUCUAGUUUGGCAAGUGCGUGGACUCAAAAGCGGGAGUCGUUGCCGCGUAAAAGAAGACACACAAAGACACUUUUGUGCAAUUUUCCAAGCUUGGUUUUACACGAGAGCGGGGUCAUGGAGGAAGCCAUUCAGACGGUGGUCAAGGUCUUCCUGAAGUCCGGCAAAGGGAAGGACAGUCUCGGCAAGAAAGACUUCCAGAGUCUGGUCAAGAGCCAACUCAGCAACAUCCUGUUGGACACCGACAGCAAGGAGGCCAUCAACAACAUGGGCCAGGGCCUGGAUGCCAACCAGGACGGCAAGGUGGGCUUUGAGGAGUACCUGAAUCUGGUGGGCUUCCUGGCCAAGUCCCUCAGCGAGCAGCGGAGUCGUGCCAAGGACCAGCCCGCCCAGAACGCGGCGGUGCAAAGCUCGCCCGAGGGAGAAACCAAGGUGGCGGUGAAAGCGGAAGCCAACGGCGACGGCAACCUGGACGCCAAGGCAGACGGGAAGGUGGAGGUGAAGAUGGAAGCCAAGGUGGAGGAGGCCGAGAAGAAGGUGGCGCCCGAAGAGGAGAAACCUGCAGCGGCGGUGGCGGAGGUGGCGGAUGCGGGGGUGACAGUGAACGUGUCAUCGAGCGCCGCUAAGGUGGAGGUGGGAGGUCUAGAGGAGACAAAAAAGGUGGAGGAAGUGGUGGAGAAGAUGCCUGAAGAUGCCCCGGAGGAGGCUGAGAAGAAAACAGAGGACUCAUAAGGGACAAUCCAUCCGUCCAUUGAUUAUGAUCACACUAAUUCUCCCGUCCAAGGCAAAACCUAGCAACUCCCUUCUAGCUGAUUUUGAGGAAACAAAGGAAAACCAAUCGAUCUUGAUGCUGUCUUACAAAGAUCUACAAAGUCGUCAAACGUAGAGAUGCUUUCUUGAGCUUUCGUUUUCUUGCCGAUUGAGCCAUGGAUUGAAUCUGCUCUCAUGAACGUGUGCCCUUUCUCCAGAUAUUUUAUCACAAUCUCGGGUGGGCCCCGUUCUGCGUUUGCACAUUGGGCAAGAGCCGUGUACAGCGUCCAGUUUUUAUUUUGACCUCCACAGUUAUCUGCCCAAAAGAGUACACAAGGGGAAGAAUCAAGAACAAUACAUUUAAUGAAGGUGCUUGCAACGUCCUGGGCCAAUCUUCCAAAUAUCCCCUCGUGCCAUAAUAUCACAUAAUUAGGUUGACCGUCGGCCCCCAUUCGUGCAAAUGUCUCAUUAAAGACAAUAAGGCGACUGACAAAGAAGCUCCGAUUGGUCCCUCGAGAUACUAGGUUUUUCUGUUGUAUCUACGCGGUUAUGUGGUAGUUGCUAGGUCCUGCCAUGCAAAUUACAAUAUCGCAUACAGUAAUGUAAAGCAUAUCACCUGGGAACUCCCAAAAUAUUAUCAGCUCAGUUUUGAGCAAAAUUGAGUUACUGGGUUUUGCCUUUGGACGGGAGAAUUAUACACACACACACACACACACACACACGCACACACACACACACACACACACACACACACACACACACAUACACUAAUAAUAAUAAGAUGCGGUGAGCUACUAGAGGAUGUUGUACAACCACUACGAACCCAGCUGUGCAGAAAGUCCACUAAACAAGCUUCCUCUACCACUAUAGCCUUAACCUUAUAUGGUCAUGUAACAUCCUGUGAAUGCAAACCCUGACCCCGCCCCCUUCUGUCGCUAUGCACACAAACUCAUUCACACCCUUUAAAGCAGUGUUUUUCAACCUAGGCAGAUUUUUGUCAUAAAAAAAAAUCCAUAGGCACGCCACCAGCAGAAAACGUUAACAACUGUACUUUGUGUUAGCAAGCAAGGCUAUCUACGUUGUUGCUAUCCUUCUUUGUGUGGACAUUGUUGAUUGUUGUGUCACGUACGGAUGUACUUUGUGGACGCCGUAAGUUUUUGCUGUCGUCCAGCAUUCUGUCUGAUUACUUUGUAGCCAGUUCGGUUUGACUUUCGUUUUGCAUAGCGUUUUCCUUUCCCUUUCGUUCAUUUUGGGUUUAAGCAUUAAAUACCUUUUUUACCUUCA